AGGAGGCAGCACAAUACACUAGUGUCCAGCGAUUAGCCAUCACAAUAUUUAAAAAUAUACUUAGUCUUUUUAUUCAUUUUUAAAAUAUAAUUGUUUUUUAUUUCAGCACAAUAAUGGAAUAGAUAGACGUUGAUUGAUAAUAAAACCAGCGAAUGGAUUACUUGGACGUAGUUUUAAAAAUAAAUAAAAAAAAUUAUGAAUAUAUGUGAUGGUAACACGACAGCCAGAAGAGUUUAGAAGGAAUAACGAUCAACAGAUCGGAUGGAUUGAUAAUCAGAAUCAAAAUAACAACAAUGUGAAGGAAAACGAGCGGCGCUGUGGGAAUAAUGACAAAUUUAACAUCAGGAGUGAGAGCGUUGUUGUUAUUGAAGACAAUGACCUUGACAUUGAUGUCGAGAAUGGUGAUGAUAAUAAUAUAAAUUUAAAUAUUGAAACAACGCGGCCAUCUUAUCGUUGUUCUAGCACUGGCGAGUCUUCCAAUGAGUCUAGUUUAAAUAGCAAUUACAGUGAUUCUAAUGAUAAUGAUAAUGAUAAUGAUAAUGAUAAUGAUAAAUCUUCAAAUCAGUCUAGUUUUAAUAACGAUCAUGCGAUCAAUAUCGACAAGUAUGACGAUCGGAUUUUUUAUGAUGAUGAAGACUAUGAAGAGAGUGGAGAUCAGGAUAAGGAAGAAGACGAUGUCGAAGAAGCUGAGAAAGCUAUCGGCGAAAUGGGAGGCUGGGCGGAUCUCAAAGGAGCCCAGAUGCAAAAAAUCCAGCAUGAAACGAUAACCGGUCAUGUGUUACCUACUUUGGACACUACGGCUUUUGGUGAUAUUUGUAUUAAAGGCUCCAGUAAUGUUCGAGUGGGUAACACUACGCUUUAUAAAGGUCCUGUUACUAUCAAACAAUUUUUAUAUACUAAUUCUGGUGAUGGUAAUGGUCAGCCGAAAGAUUUUAUUAACAACCAAACUUCGGAUGCUAAUAUUUUGACUACAGAUGGAAGUACACUUCCGAUAAUUCCUGUACAGCAAGAAAAUUUGAUAGUAAGAAAAUUAUUGUGGACUUGGAGAUGUACUGCUCUAUUUAGUUUUAUAACAUUAAUUGCGGUCUUGAUAAUUGUCGUUGUAUCAUUGAAGCUCACUGAAAAACUAGACGACUACCCUUCUUAUAAACCAGCCAUUGAUCCUGAUGGUAAAUAAAAUAUAAAAUAGAAAUAGAUCUUUUAUUUAUGAUACUGAAGUUAGCUGACAAAUUUUAAUUUAUUAAAUUUUUAUAAAAAAUCAAUUACAAUAAAAAAAUCUGGAAAUCGUUUGACCGCGCAGUCCAACCCAGAACUUCCCGCUAAGUUUGAAUUUGAAGCGCCUUAAGGGGGUCUUCUACUCUAGAGGCUCGAAUUUCGAGCGUUUUUCGGCAGUCGAU
Cotesia congregata is the source of this 1397-nucleotide messenger RNA. Lineage: Eukaryota; Metazoa; Arthropoda; Insecta; Hymenoptera; Braconidae. The record is from the annotation of a GenBank genome assembly.